AUGAACUCUUCUUUCCAAGACCCAACCUUCCAAGACAGCAAAUUCGCAGGGCCGUGCAAGAAUGCAUGUAGUGACUUGUUGAGCAGUGGUACACGCAAACGCUCUUCCAGAGGUCGUAGAAAGCGGAAAGAAACGGUGUCUCCUGGACUUCGUAAACCUAAACGCUGCUUGACCGCAUAUAACAUAUUCUACCAGCACGAGCGGGAGGCGACGUUGCUCGAGCUGCCCAUGAAUCCUUCAGGAAAACCCAGAAGCGCGAGCGGUAAAAUUGCAUUUAUUGAUUUGGUCCGGAAUAUAGCGCUCAAAUGGAAAGCUCUUGACACGAAGAGUCGAAAGUACUUUGAAGAGCUGGCGGUGAAAGACAGAGAAAGAUACGCAAUAGAUAUGGCGCAAUGGAGAAGCCGCAAGCGUCGCACAGAAAUCGAAGCUGAGCAACAGGAGAAAUCGACCUCACAGUCAGACGUCAACAAGAGCUCAAAUCCAGUUCCUAUGCCUGUGUCAAGAAGCAUGGUAGUAACAGGGUCAGACGAAUUUUUACCAUUUCAAUGUUCCAGCAGAAAUUCUGGUUUUAUGAAAAUGAAGGAAUUUUGGUCGCUUCAGGAACUCAAGCCUUCGUUAAAAAACCAAGGCCAUCUUGGUAGCAUGGAUAAGCUGCAGCAAAGGAACGAGCCACAAGUAUGGGGAGGUAUCUCAAGCUUCUAUCACGUAACAGACAUGCGCGGACCAAAAAUUUCUGACCUUAUCAGCAAACUAGAUGCUGAAAGCAUUUCUUUUCUGGUUGAAACCUUUACCAUCGACAGAAAACUGACAGCAAAACCAAUCUGGGGUCCGCCAGCCGUUACUGUUGAGACCUCCCGCAAAUAAGAGCAGUCGCAGAAUUGAUUGGGUUGUGGCGUAUUUGCAAGAAAUCGUUGAAUGUCACUGUGAACGAAUACGAUAU
Messenger RNA from Phaeodactylum tricornutum CCAP 1055/1, 940 nucleotides. RefSeq lists its product with no specific name. The coding region runs from base 1 to 864 and encodes 287 amino acids. NCBI's taxonomy places the organism in Eukaryota, Bacillariophyta, Bacillariophyceae, Surirellales, Neidiaceae. The record is from RefSeq and is a predicted model, not a curated record. The transcript has a single exon.